GGCGGGCCGGGGGGCGGCGGCGGGGCGUCGCGCGGAGCCCGGAGCCGGCGGGGAGGCCCGGCCGGGCAGCCGUGGGGCCGGCGGCGCCCGCACCCUCCGCCGCCAGGCCCCGCGGGAUGCUCCGUGGGAGCCGAGGGCGGAGGCGACACUCUCAGGUAAAGUGGCAAGAUGACGAGCAGCAAGUCAAAAGAGGUGCCUUUGCCCAGCGCACGCAGCGUGCAGAGUAAGGAGGCCGCUCAAGCAGAUAUAACCUCAACUUGGGAUGCACUUUAUCAAACCAAGGCUGCUCUGAGACACAUCGAGAACAAAUUGGAAGUAGCCCCGACAAGCACAGCUGUGUUUGAUCCUGUCAUGGACACCAAGAAAUUGCCAGCAAGUGCAACUCGAAAAAUCAGUAGGAAAGAUGGCAGGUACCUGGAUGACCCCUGGGGCACUGCUCCAGCCUCCAAAGCUUCCAAGUCGCGGAAAGAGAAAUCCCGCAGCCCGCUGAGAGCGACCACACUGGAGAGCAACGUGAGGAAAAGCAACCGCGUGGAGUUCCGCGAGCCUUUGGCGUCCUACAGGGAAAUCCACGGCCCGCCCUCCAGCGGGAGCCCCAACCCGGUGGAGCUCAAGCACGGCUGCUGUGUGGGCGCGUGCAAGGACGUGGGCGAGGCCGGGCACCGGGCGCGCGGCAGCCGGGAGGAGUGGCCGGGCCGCGGCUGCGACGUGGACAGCGCCCACCCGUCCGUCCUCCACGAUACCGUCAUUCACUUCCUGAACGAUCGGCCGGCGAUCGCGGCCCUGCAGAACCCGGAGGGCGCCACCGGCCUGGCCGCUCUCACGCGGGCGGAGGAAGACGGCCCCGCCAGGGCCCUGGGGAGCGAGAACGGCGCCAAGGCCGCGGGCUGCAACGGGGUCCCCGACGCUGAGUCGAAAGGGCAGCGGCUGGCGGACUCGUCCCCCUCCUCCACCAGCACGGCCAGCUCCCAGAGGCUGGAGCUCCUGAAGCGGCGCCAGCAUGACGUCAAGCUGGAGCGACUCAAGGAGAGGAUCCGGAAGCAGUGGGAGCAUUCGGAGGGAGUCGGCGGGCAGGGCCUGAACCUGCGCCGCCUGGACCACCCGGUGAUGCUGGUCAACGUGGACAGCUCUGUGACCGCCAAGGUUCGGAAGGUGGCCACGGCGCCCCCGGCUCCAAUAUACCGAGGGUUCAAUACUUCAGAGACCAAGAUCCGGACGCCCGAUGGGAAGGUGUGGCAGGAGGCCGAGUUCCAGAGCCUGAGCCGAGAGCUGUGUCGGGACCUGGCGCGGCACCUGGCAGAUGAUGUCUCUGUGAAAGACAAGCCUGCUGAGAGGAACAAGGAGAAGAAAAUUGUCAAGCCGGUCCGGAAAGUCCAGAAGGUUGCGCAGUUUUCGAGUUCGGAAUGCAGAGCAGGUAGCAGUCGUCUGAUCAGUACAUCCUCCUGGCGAGAUGGACAGAAGUUGGUCAAGAAGAUUCUGGGCCCUGUGCCCCGGAUGGACCAGAGAGAGCGCAGGACAGCCUCGAGCGACCGCGGCGGGAGGGAUAGCGCCCUGACGCCCGGGGCCACCCUGGGCCGUGCCGACUCCGAGCCUCGGCUGGACGUGGCGCCCAGGCGCCUCCCUCGCAGCACGGAGCGGGCCCGGAGCAGGCCGCGGGCGGAGAGCAGCACCCGGAAGGCCGCGCCGGCCCUCGCCGACUCACAGCAGGAAGACACGGUGGCCUUGAACGCAGACUUCCUCCCCGACGCCAUCCGCGGCAUCCUGGACGAUCUGCAGCUGGAGUCCGCAGCCCAGGUGCCAGGGCCGGACCCCGGAGGGGACGCCCCGAAUCAGGCGGCAGCCGCCCCGGCCCUGGCACUCCGGAGCCAGAGCCCCGGGAAGAGGAAGCCCGACAAGGUGGCGGCCGGCGACGAGCCACCCGUGACCUCCAAGAAGCGCCACUACGACUCGGACGAGGUGCGGCAGUACAUUGUGCGGCAGCAGGAGGAGCGGAAGCGGAAGCAGAGCGAGGAGAAGCGGGCGCAGAAGGAGGCCACGGAGCAGAAGAACAAGCGGCUGCAGGAGCUGUACCGGAAGCAGAGGGAAGCCUUUGCCAAGGGCCGCGCCGCGCCCCCCGAGCAGGCCCCCGCGUCCCGGCGGCUGCAGGACACCUACUCCAGACUGCUGCUGGGCAAGGGCCCGCUCGAGGAGGCCGCGCGGACGCAGGCCGGGGCCGACACGCAGGUCAGACCAGGGUAUCAGCCCUCCGGGGAGUCGGACAAAGAGAACAAAGUGCAGGAGCGUCCCCCCAGCGCAUCAUCCAGCAGCGACAUGUCCCUGUCUGAGCCCCCACAGCUUCUCACCAGAAGGGACGUGGUGGAAUCCACAUGGGUGCAGCCUGACAGACUGAGUCCCCGAGGCCUCCAGCCGCAGCCGCAGGCCCCGCCUCUCACCAGCGUGGCCGGAAGUUUGCUCUCGCAACUCCUAAAUCUGGAGCACGUCGGAAUCUCACAUCAGGAGCUCGAAUCUAUUUUCCCAGCCAGGAAAACUCCCAACAUGGCUUCAGGACCAUUGACUUUUCUGCCUCAACCGUACGUGACCUCACCAGCUGCUCUAACCGAUGCCUUGCCCAAACCGAGUGCCAGCCAGUACAAGAGCAAGCUGGAUCGAAUCGAAGCCCUGAAGCUAACAGCCGCCUCCCUGUCCAGCAGGAUCGAAAGCGAAGCCAAGAAACUAGCCGGCGCCAACAUCAACUACGGGUCCGUGUGGAACUCUGACCCCGACGUCCAUCCGCCGCCCCACGAGGCCGGGCCGUGGGCCAAGCCUCUGAGUCCGCCUGUCAAAGAGGAUGCCGAGGACAUCUUCUCCGCCCGAAUCCAGAAGAUGCUGGGAACCUGUGUGUCUCACGCGACGUUCGAUGAUGACCUCCCCGGCGUGGGCAACCUCAGUGAAUUCAAAAAACUUCCCGAGAUGAUCAGACCUCACAGCGCCAUAUCGAACUUCCGAAUCCGAUCUCCCACCCCCAAGGCAGAGGGGCUGCUGGCCCAGCUGUGCAAAAGGUCGGCGGACUCUUCCGGCUCUGAAGUGCCAACUUCCUCCCAAGACAAGACCAGGCGGUCCCUCGGUUCUAGCACAGAGUCUGUCAGUGAGGGGCUGCUGCUUAGCGAGGGGUGCCUCUCGGAAGAAGAGGGGAGCCCCCCGGGAUGGCCGCCUCUGAAGGUGGCGGAGAUCCUAAAGGAGAAGGAAUUUUGUGCCGGGGAGAGAAAUGCUUAUGACCCUAUCAAAGAGUUUCAGAAGGAAGCGGAGAAGUUCUUACCACUCUUUGGUCAGCUGGCUGGCAAAUCAAGCCCAGGACCCUGGGAAGAAUUGGCCAAGGGAAGUCCGCACAGUGUCAUUAAUAUUUUCACCAAGUCUUACCAGUUCCACGGCAAAGGUCUGGAGGACAGGCUGGAAAGAGGAGCGUCGGUCUCUCGGCCGGAACACGCCGCAGCCUCACCGCCCAGCAGCGCUUCCUAUGAAGACGACUUUAUCUCGUCCUCGGGGAACGAGACUCUGACGGACCGAAAAUCAACUCUGGAGCCUAACGUCGGCAGCAGCCUCGGUGUCCCGGAGGAACAUUCCAGCAGGAAGUCAGCCUAUGACCCCUCCUCUCUGGACCUCACCUCCCUGCCUUCAUCCGGGGCCCCGUCAGCUGCAUCCUCGCGUUCAUCAUCCUCGAAAGGGAAGAAGGUGAAGAAGGAGAAAACAGAGUGGCGGGAGUCGCUCUCCGGAAGUGUCCCGAGUUCUGUCCCUGCCGAGGAACGGCUGCAUUCUGGUGCCGAGCGUGGCUCUCCCCGAAGGAGCAAGUCGGGGGCCGGCAGCAGAGUGUCCUCCAGAGGCCAUGAGCAGGCCCCGGACUCCGACAACACUCUGGAGGAGCUCUCCCGGCACGCGCUGAGUGUUUCGUCAGACAAGGGACGGUCUCAGAAAACUCCGACUUCUCCCCUGUCUCCAAGCUCCCAAAAGCUCCUUCAGUUCGACCUCCCCGGAACGUCCUUAGAAAGAUCGCGAUCGUCGGUGCUGGUGCCGUCUGCCUCUGCAGGGCUCGGGCCUGCUGCUGCCUUCCCAGAUCUGGCUGGCAGCAGGGCAGCGUCAGAAAAGGUGCCCUCGCCAGGUUCUCAGCGCUUUUCUCCUGCCAGCCUCCAGCACCGCAUGGCCGCUGAGCUCAGCUACCUGAGUGCCAUCGAGGAGUCCGUGCGCCACCUGGCGGAUGUCGAGCGGGUUCGGGGCGUGUCCCUGGCCCAGCAGGAGAGCGUGUCCCUGGCGCAGAUCAUCAAGGCACAGCAGCAGCGCCACGAAAGGGACCUGGCCCUUUUGAAGCUGAAGGCCGAGCAGGAGGCCCUGGCGUGUCAGCGACAGCUGGAAGAGACUCGGAGUCGAGCCACUCAGGCCCACUCGGAGUCCCUGCAGCAGGUGGUCAGGUCCCAGAGGGAGGCGGCCGAGGUGUUGCAGGAGGCCACCAGCAAGAUGGCCGCCCAGCAGACGGAGACCGCGCGGCUCACCACCGAUGCGGCCCGCCACAUCUGCGAGAUGGCUGAGUUGACCCGGACACACAUUGCGGGGGCCAUCAGUGCCUCCGGCGCACCCCUGGCCGUGCUGUACGACCACCCCCGGCACCACCCUUCAGACAUCGCCAGGCAGCUGCGGGCCAGAGUGGAAACGGAGAGGAAAAAUCAGUCUGUUUCACUUGCUCAGAGUAAGGAAGACACCUUUGACUCAAAGCACCCGAAGUUUGACAGCUACUCCGAGUCUCACAGAUACAAGCAUCAUGACCGCAGAAGUAGCAGUGACAGCAGCCGCCAGGACAGUCCCUCAGCUCUGUCUUCCAGGGACAGUGAGCAGAAGCGCCACGCCGAGAAGCUGGAGAGCUCCAUUGAGGAGCAGGCCCCGACCGCCGUGGACGACUCUCUGCAGAGUGACAGCGUCCCAUCCCUGCCUGAGGAGAAAGAUUCAACUUCGAUCGCAACAGAGUAUUCCCUGAAAUUUGACGAGUCCAUGACAGAGGAUGAAAUAGAGGAGAAGUCCUUCCGGUCCCUGUUACCUUCUGAGAGCCAUCGCCGAUUCAACAUGGAAAAGAAAAGAGGCCAGCACGAUGACUCGGACGAAGAGACGUCCCCCGAGAAGACAACCCCAUCUUCUUCCAAGGAGCUGAGCAUGCCAUUCUCGGGAGGACAGGACAGCUUUUCUAAGUUCACCAUGGAGAUGGUCCGCCAGUACAUGAAGGAAGAGGAAAUGAGGGCCGCUCACCAGUCUUCCCUGCUGCGUCUGCGAGAGAAGGCCCUGAAGGAAAAAACCAAGGCUGAACUUGCCUGGUUAGAGCACCAGAAAAAACAUCUUCGAGAUAAAGGAGAAGAUGAUAAAAUGCCUCCACUACGGAAAAAACAGCGGGGUUUGCUCUUAAGACUGCAGCAAGAAAAGGCAGAAAUCAAACGUCUCCAAGAAGCGAGCAAGGCGGCCCGGAAGGAGCGACAGCUGAUCCUCAAGCAGCAGGAGGAGAUCGAGAGGAUCCGGCAGACCACCAUGAAGCUGCAGGAGAAGCUCAAGUCUGCGGGGGACAAGAAAUUGGACUCUCCCAGCGAUGAGGAUCUGCGGGAUAACAAAGAGGCCAGCCCGGGCCCGACGGACCUGGAGACCCGCAGCCUGUCCCCCCUCUCCAUCUCCAGCAGCGAGACCAGCAGCAUCAUGCAGAAGCUCAAGAAGAUGCGGAGCCACAUGGAUGAAAAACACUGCUCUCCUGUCCACUACUUCUUCUCUGUCUUUACGUCUCACCACUGGGCUUCUCUCAGUGUCUGUUUCCCCAACCUCCAUCCCAAAUUCCAGCUGUAUAUCUACAACCAGUUGGUCAGGUUCCUGACCAAGCGGGAGCAAAAGCUGAUGCAGCGGCGCCAGCACGCCGAGGAGCUGCUGGAGUGGAAGCGGCGCCUGGAUGCGGAGGAGGCGGAGAUCCGGCAGAUGGAGAAGCAGGCCCUGGCGGCCUGGGACACAGAGAUGCUGAAAACGAAGGCGCCCAAGGAGGACCAGCGGGCAGAGCGGAAAGAUGCCGUGAGCGCCGCGGAGUCGCACAGCGAGAGCUCCGUUCCUGAGGAGCUGGGCAGCUCUGCCGGGUUCCCCCCGUCCGAGUCCACCGCGGCCCAGCAGCACCGGAGCUCGGCCCCCAGCUCCCUCGCCGAAGACCUGGUGUUCUCCCAGGAGCUGGAGUCGUCCGCCUCUCCCAGUAAACACUCGCCUCCCAAAAGCUGCACGUCCGUGUCGAAGCAGGAGUCCAGCAGAGGGAGCCACCGGAGUGGCAGCCAAGGCCGCCUGCCCACCAGGUCCCACCAGCAUUCCCCCAGCUGGUCCGACGAGUCUCUGUCCGUGACACAGUCCGAAACUGCCUCUGACCAGAGUGACAUCGAGGGUCGGAUCCGAGCCCUCAAGGAUGAGCUGCGGAAAAGGAAGUCCGUGGUGGAGCAGCUGAAGCAGGAGCAGAAGAAGAGGCAGAAGGAGCGGCUGAGAGCCCAGGAGGCCAGCCUGAUCAAACAGCUGGAGUCGUAUGACGAAUUCAUCAAGAAAACUGAAGCUGAGCUUAAUCGGGAUUUGGAAACGUCACCAACCGCCAAGCCUCAGAUUAAAACGUUCUCCACCACUUCCGAUAAACCCAAGAUCAAGCCCCUUCCGCUGCACAGAUCGGAAACAGCAAAGACUUGGAAACCACUGACAGAGUCAGAACGUUCCAGAGGAUCCCUGGGGUCUGUUUCUGAACAAAUUGAUGUUGCCGGGGCAGAUACGGAGAGAUCGUCAUCAGAGAAGUCUCUGUCUAUCUCUGCAAAGAGAAUGUUUGAGUUGGACGGCCGGACAGAAGAGCAUUUUCAGACUUCAUCUCCAAUUCUCAGAUCCUCCAGGAAAACCAGGGCAGACUCUGGGGCUUCCCUUGAAAACGUCCCCGAGGUACCUCGACUCAAGGACUUGAAUGUGCCCAGUCGCAUUCUGGAUGUGUCUGAUGUCAAGGCCGAAGAAGCUUCGAGUCAGAAGUCAGACCUACCAGAUGUGGGUCUUGGGGGCUCGGAAGAGAGCACCGCCGGAAGUACCCGUUCGAAGCCAUCUGAGGAGUCUGGCGUCUUAGUGAAACUGGACACUAAACAAGGACAUUCACCGACAGUUCUUCCCAAGGAAGAUCUUCCCCUAGAGUCUCCAGACAUCCAGAGCAACCUGAUUCGGUUAGCCGUCGGCCGUCUUCAUCAGAAAGAGCCCAAAGAUGGGAUGGACCAGGGUCCGGGCAUCCGGUCGGAACGAGACCGAGAGGAGAGAGACUUGCCCUUCUCAGAGCAUCUUUUUGCUCCGAGAGAGACAUCCUCCUACUCUGAAGAGUUUGAAGCCUCCUCUCUCAAGAAAGAAACCGCGACCGGCUCGUGCGGUGGUGACGUGGCCGCGUCCCCUGUGCUCGCGCUGCACAGGGAUAGUCCGUCCUGCCGAGAGCAGUCCCCGUCAACCCGGAGCUCCGGCAGCAGCGCCACGAGCUUCGGCAGCGACGAGGAGAUCAGCGAGUGCCUCAGCGGGAAGAGCCCUUCGGUCCACAGCAGCGUCCACUCCGGGCGGCUGCUGGAGCUCAAGUCCCCCACCGAGCUGAUGAAGAGCGAGGAGCGCAGCGACGUCGGGCACGGCCCAGAAGUGACCGGACCCCUGGCCCUGGCGAAGGACUCGGUCCCCGACGAGCUGCUCGGCCUCCACCUUGGGGACCGGGUGCUGAUCGGCAACGUUCAGCCAGGAACGCUGCGGUUCAAAGGUCAGACGAGUUUCGCCGAAGGCUUCUGGGCCGGCGUGGAGCUGGACAAGCCCGAGGGGAACAACAACGGCACCUACAAUGGCAUCGUCUACUUCGUGUGCAAGGAGAAGCACGGGAUCUUUGCUCCACCGCAGAAAAUAUCUCGCCUUCCCGAGAGCCUGGACGACGACAACGCAGGCGAGCAGGAAGAGGAAGACGCCUACUCCGAGGAACAGGAGCGCUAUGGCAGUGAGGGAGAGAAAGCCGAAGAGGGUCCCCAGCUCGAGAGAGAGAAGGAUGCAGUCGAGGCGCUUUAUGAGAAGUUCCUUCCCAGGACGCACGAAGCAGACGGCUCAGGAGACAAAAGUUUGAAGACAGAGCCAGGCAGCGGGCAGGGUGUUUUGUUGGGGCUGGACGCCGGUGUUCACCAAGAGCCUCCAGUGACGUCCCUGACUUCCUCAAAGGAAAGCAGGGACCUUCUCUCGGAUGGUCUCAGUGCAGGGGACGAGACGCUGGACAGGACCUUCUCUGAAGAGCUGAGCGAGCGGCUGACAGGACAGGAGCCGGGGCCUGCUGCGGCCGUCUCCGAGAAGCCGCCCACCCCGCUCCUGGACCUGUUGGCGAGGGAGAAGGCCCACUUGGAGGCCCAGAUCCAGUCGUCAUCGCAGCAGCAGGUGGAGACCGUCAGCCUGCUGACCGAGAGCCUCCUGGAAGUCUUCGUGCAGGACACCGUCCGCCAGCUGCAGCAGAUCCACAAGGCCCGGCAGGGGAAGAUCCAGCUCAGCAACCAGGAGUUGCUGGAGGAUGAGCAGAGAAGAGCCCCGUCCCCGGACCGAACCCCGAGCGUGGACACACGGCCACCUGCUGUCACAGACUGCUACUUGCGAUCUGAACUGGAGGAUGAGAAAGAAGAGGUGUCCUCGCCCGAUCUCUAUCCCCGGCCCGAGAGUCCGGUGUUCGGCGCCAGUGGGCAGGAAGAGCUUGCUAAGAGACUUGCCGAGCUCGAGGUCAGUCGGGAGUUCCUCAGCGUCUUGGGGGACGAUCAGGACUGGUUCGAGGAAGACUUCGGCCUGAGCUCUCCUCACAAGAUCCAGAAGAACAAGGCGGAAGAAACCAUCGUCCCCCUGAUGGCCGAGGCCAAGAGAGCCGCCCCGCAGGCCUGUGAGGUGCUGCUGGCCGUGCCCCACACCGCCCAGGAGGUCGAGCUCCUCGUCCACGGCGCCGCGGAAGAACUCUGGAAGCGCCGAGAGGCGGGGGACGCUCUGCAUACCAUCAGCGUCCCUGCAAAGCUGCUGGGCGGGACCAGCAACGGUCUGGACCUGGAAAGCACCAGCAAGAGGGUCUACAAACAGGCGGUUUUUGACCUCACAAGAGAGAUUUUUGAGGAAAUCUUCGCCGAAGAUCCCAACUUGAACCAGCCCGUGUGGAUGAAGCCGUCUAGGGUCAACUCGAGUUAUUUCCGGCGUGUGAAAAAUCCCAACAGCCUAGAUGAGAUCAAGAACUUCAUAGCAACCGAAGUGCUCAAGUUAUUUAGUCUGAAAAAGGAGCCGAAUCACAAAACCGACUGGCAGAAAAUGAUGAAGUUUGGGAGGAAGAAGAGAGACCGAGUCGAUCACAUCCUGGUCCAGGAGCUCCACGAGGAGGAGGCCCAGUGGGUGAACUACGACGAGGACGAGCUGUGCGUGAAGAUGCAGCUGGCCGAGGGCAUCUUCGAGAGUCUGCUGCGGGACACGGUGGACGUGCUCAACCGCAUCAGCGACAGGCAGGGCCGGGCGCUGCUCAUGUGACAGUUUGCCAAUAAACUGCCCCCUGAGUGCUAAUCUGACCAGCCCCCAGUGGACAAUCGGGUUAACAGACAUCAGUGCCGACCUAUGGCUGCGGCAUGGAAGUCAGGCUUCCGAGUAUGGCUGGAAGAAUUGUAGCCCGCUGCGUCACUUGGCGUUUUCUCGCUGCGGGCACCGAAGCAGAGACGGCCCGGCUCAGUCCCCCCAAGACCCAGGUAGGGCAGCGUCUGCGGCCUUUGCCCGGCCUUGCACUUCCCUCCGUCCUUCUGGACAUCCGCCUGUCCUUCUGAGCACACCGGAAGCCAGACCCUCAGGACCACCUCAGGCCACCCGGUGCGGACGGCAGGAGCGGCCAGAAGACGCGUUGGCCGGCACGAGUCCAUCUCUGCCUCUUCUCCCACUCGGCGAGACGCUGCGGCGAGAGCCGUGCAGGAGGAGAGCGUGUGCACCCGAGACAGACAUGUCACCCGUUGCCCGUGUGCCCGUCGUGUGCUGCUUAACUUAUUUCUAGGUAAAUUAUUGCCAGGUCGACAGUGAGCGUCUCCUUGUCGUAGCUCAGCCUCCCGUCUUGCCGCCUCCGGGGCUCUCGCGCUCUUUGCACAGGAAACCCAGGUUCUGACGCGACCCGGGGGGUCAGUGGAAGAAGAGGCGCUUCCCCCCCCCAGACACCCACAGCAGCAGGCCUGGGAGGAAGUGAACCAAGGCCCCUCCGAGCUCCCCUGAACGGAACCGCGUCAGAACCCAGCUGCUGCACGCAUGCCUGCGCCAGGGGCUGCCCCGUCCGCGCCCUGGCCCUGCCUCGACUGGCCCCUCCUCGCCAGCCCUCGCUGCUCCAACAGUCCGGAAGAACGUGGCGGAGCCAAGGCGCGAAUGUAGAUGCCUUAAUUCCGAAGGUCGGUCACAAGCUUGAUCUCAGACACCCCCCCGGACUCUCGGCUGCCGGCGUCCCUGGGUGUGAGGACAGCCCCAGCGACGGCCAGGGCGCGGAGCAUAUACGCACGCCUUCCUCGCCGCCCCUCUCCCCACCCCCCCCCCACUUCACUAUGCACAUGUCCGUACCCUCUUGCGUUUCAUCUUGUCAUAGGAGACCCUCCCCGACGUCGUCAUUGCAAUCUUGCAUUUUGCACAGUGACUGGUGUGAUAGCUCUUGAUACUGAGGGAAGCACUGACACGCCCGCGAGGUCCCGGGAAGGCGCCGGGCCAGGUGUCCGGCCGGUGGGGCUGCUUCCCGACUUUCCCUCAUGCGCGCGAGGCGCGUAGCCAUAACGAGCAGGUGGACUCGGGAGAAGCUCGGGUUUUCUUGGUGCUGAUGCAGCAGGGUGUCGGCUGCGUGGAGGCUGGCUUUGUCCAGGCCGGGGGGUAGCAUCUUCUCAGUGGCCUGCCUUUGGGAGGACAGAAAGACAGCCUGUUUGUCCCUCUGGCAGGCGAGUGGGAAUGCGUGGUCCUGACCGUCACCACUGCUGUCGAUAUCUUAUAUGAACAAGAGAGGAAGAUAAUAUAUUAUUAGGGAUCAGCUCUUCUUUUCUCCAGGCUUAUUGUUGGGACUGCAUCCAGGGGAAAAGGGAAAGUUUACCUGGACUCUGGAUGACGUUCCGGUUCUAGCAAUGCAGGAGGAAUAACAGUCCCGUGAGUCUGUGAGCACAGCGGUCUGGACGUCAGAUUCUCCAGAAGGCGCUAUGGAAAGCCCGCCCGUCCUCCCCCGGCCUCCAGCCCCCAUCCGCCCGAGUCCCCAGACUCAUGGGCUCAGGAGGAGCGGCCUGCCGGAAGAGACCACCCACGGCGAGGUGACAGAGGGGGUCUGGAGUCAGCACGUGUCUUAGCGUUUUCGUUGGGAAAUGGGUGUCUUCGGAUCAGGAGGUGCCCGAUGUCACUCGGCCUCUGGGCUCUUUUGAACCAAGCUCCGCCUCUCACCAGAAUCUCACUCCCCGUCCCACUCAUCUCCCUUCUCCCCCCCCGUCCCCCCCCCAACUUCUUUCGCUGUUUCAUCACAAUUCCGCUGAGAAAAAGAUCUUUGCGUCAGCAGUAGUAGCUCUCCGAGAAGCACUUAGCAGAGGUUAGGAGGAAACCCGACCGGAGUGACUUCGGAUUUACCUCUGCGUCCAAAAUGAUGUCCAGGGUGCUGCACUCUGGGUGACUUCAAGUACAGGGUACACAGUCCCUCUUCAGGUCGAACCAGGAAUUUUCAGUCGAGGGGAAAGUAGGAAGCGUUCCAAAGGAGUUCACGUGGAAGUGAUCUGUUUUUCUUUUGCUCAAAAGAAAAGAAAAUUCCUUCUCUGACUACAGGUCUCCGAGAAAUUAUCUUUCAAGUGUUGUGGCCUAUUGAUUAAAAAAAAAAAAAAAUUCACUUUCUUGUCUUGAAAAAAAUAAAAGUGGCCUUAGCUUUUUGCAAUACUUGAAUCAAGUGUGUACUCGCACAGCGUUAGAAACUUAGAACUUUUCUGCAAGAAGUUCAAACCCACAUCUUCUUUUACUACCUUAACGAUACUAGUGAAUAAAGCAACAGCGCGAACAUAGGAACUACACGGAUAAAGUUUCACACCAAUCUUGGGAUUUACAUGUUUACAAACCAUCCUAACUGACUCAGUAAACUCUUUGUAUUAUAAAAAUGUGAAGAAAAACAAAGAAAAAAUAGACCCACCCCUCCAGUCGCCUGAGCUACAAGGAGGUACUGUCAUUUUAACCCAUGUUUAAUAGCUUUUUCUUCCCAGACUUUGCAAAGCCACCGGGUCAGCGCAUUGCAAAGCGUUCCCCCGAGAGGUGCCACCUCCGCCUCCGUGUGCGUACUGUACUUCUGUGCAGACAUGAAAAAACGAGCCCGUUUACUCUGUAUGUGUGUGUGGGUGAGUGUGAGUGUGUGGGGGUGUGUGUACUUAGCCCGGCCAGAGGGCUGCUUUCAGCCAACUGCCACACCCAGUGGCUCCUCGGCACAGAGGACUUGGGGUGUGGUCUUGUAAGUAUGACCUGUAAAAUAGCGGGGCCCGUGCCCAUGUACACCUGUGUAAAUAGAUUUGUUAACCGAAAUGUACUUUCAGAAAGAGAAAUCUGUAAAUAAACUGAUUUAUAAAGUAA
This is a messenger RNA of Sorex araneus (European shrew), 12612 nucleotides long. It is a transcript of the gene CEP350, whose product is annotated as centrosomal protein 350. Gene Ontology annotation, molecular function: microtubule binding. The transcript has 40 exons. Gene Ontology annotation, biological process: microtubule anchoring. The record is from RefSeq and is a predicted model, not a curated record. Lineage: Eukaryota; Metazoa; Chordata; Mammalia; Eulipotyphla; Soricidae. Gene Ontology annotation, cellular component: centrosome. Bases 169 to 9546 code for a protein of 3125 amino acids.